Molecule: messenger RNA, 3066 nt
Organism: Triticum aestivum (bread wheat)
Lineage: Eukaryota; Viridiplantae; Streptophyta; Magnoliopsida; Poales; Poaceae
Product: zinc finger protein 862
Exons: 2
Coding region: 1594-2895 (433 amino acids)
Molecular function (GO): protein dimerization activity
Source: RefSeq, a predicted model, not a curated record
ACGAACGACUACACCAGCCUCAGUUGACCAGCCUGCUCGGGGCUCGGCUGCAUCGCGUCUCCUUCCCCAGCCAUGCUAGGUCGCUCGCCGCUCAGCCAGGGCACGGCGGCUCGCCUCACUCCUCCAUCCACGCCGCCCCACUGCCUCGACGCCGGUGCCGAGGAGGCAAGGAGAAGCUCGUCCUUGGUCCACGCGCGCCGAGGAGGUCGUGAGGGGGGCACCAGAGUUCGCCUGAGACAGUCAUUUUCGUCUCCUCGCCACUGGCAGGUGGUCGUCGAUGUCCGCCAGCCGGCAAGCCAUCGGCUCGUCGCCGGCCGCCCCCCAUACAAAUCUGGCUACUGGAUUCUAUUUGUUCUUCUGAGUAAUUACAAUGGUUGUUUGACUUGGAGUUGGGACUCAAAAGGCUAGACUAAUCAAGUGACCAUGGUUAAAGGCAGCAGCGGCAACAUUCAGUCAUACUUCAAAAGACAAAGAACAAAGACACCACCUGAAGAUCCUCCAGCUACACAACCUUUACCUCUGCUUCUUGAAUGGGAACAACAACAAGAAAAUCAAGAUGAAGAGCCUCAAAUAAAUAAUUCAGUUCCUCUUCCUGUUCUAUUCCUAGGUAAGGAAUUCUUGGAGCGAGACCCCGCACUGCGACCACAAAUUUGGCAGUACCCACCAAAUCAGAGAGAUAAUGUGCGGAGGGCAUAUUUGUCGUUAGGCCCCAUGCAACCAAAACUCAAACAGUAUAGAGCUUCUGGUAAAAAGGGCCAUCAGCGUCGCUUCCAAUAUAAGUGGUUUGAUAGUUUCCCAUCAUGGCUAGAGUACUCAGAGGACAGCCAUCGCGCAUACUGUUUACUCUGCCUUGUUUCCAGCAGAAAUAUCUUAGCAAAAGGAGGCUCUGAUGUAUUCACAGUACAUGGAUUUGAUAACUGGAAAAAAGUGAAUGAUGAAAAAUAUUGUGCACUCUUAGGCCAUGAAGGUUCUACGCCAUGCUCACCACACAACAAUGCAGUCAUAGAACGUCAAGCAUUGUUGAACCAGGCAGGUCAUUUAGAAAAUGUUGUAGCAGCAAAGGAUGAUGAAAAGGUAGAAAGAAACCGUUUAAGGCUAAAAGCAUCUGUUGCGGUUGUUAGGUGGCUCACAUUUCAGUCUUGCGCUUUUAGAGGACAUAAUGAGAAAGCCGAGUCAAAGAAUAAACGAAAUUUUCUUGAAUUGUUAGGGCUUCUCGCAGAGUUCAAUCCUGAUCUUGCCAAAGUCAUUUUGGGGAAUUCUCCAUACAACUCAAAGUACACAUCUCCAGAUAUUCAAAAGGAAAUCUUGUCCAUAUAUGCAUCUAAAGUUAGGAGACAUAUCCGUGAAGAUUUGGGGGAUUCCAAAUUCUCUAUUCUGGUGGAUGAGACAUGUGAUGUGGCUAAAAGAGAACAAAUGGCAUUGGUUUUCAGAUUUGUUGAUAAAGCUGGCUUUUCACAAGAGCGGUUCUUUGAUUUGAUACAUGUGGCCAACACCAAGUCCAUGACACUGAAAGAUAAAUUGUGCUCUGCAUUAUCAUUAAAUGGUUUUGAUAUUUAGAAUCUCCUUGGACAAGGAUACGAUGGGGCUAGCAACAUGAGAGGAGAGCUGAAUGGGUUGCAGUCUCUUUUUCUCAAGGUAUGCCCAUAUGCAUACUAUGUUCAUUGUUAUGCUCACAGAUUGCAGCUAGCACUAGUAGAUGCAUCCAAAGAGGUGGUUCCUGUUGCCCAGUUUUUUCAGAAGUUGAUCUUCAUUAUUAACACAGUCGACUCCUCAUCAAAACGCCAUGAUGAGCUCCAUGAUGCCCAAUUGGUAGAACUAGCACGUAUGAUAGAAAAUGGAAGCAUUCAGACUGGUCAAGGGGCAAAUCAGACUCGAUCACUUAAAAGACCCGGGGACACUAGGUGGGGUUCUCACUUUGGUUCUAUUCAUAGCCUUAUGAAGUUGUUUAAUGCGGUAAAUUUUGUUAUCCAAGAUAUGGCUUCAGAUGGAUCAGUAGUGGGAUCAAUACGUGCUGACACUUCUUUCAGCUAUUUGUCCUCAUUCGAGUUUGUCUUUAUCUUAUGUAUGAUGAAGGAGAUAUUAGGGAUAACUGAAGGACUUGGUCAGGCUUUACAAAAGAGGUCACAAGACAUUGUAAAUGUUGUUCGUCUAGUGUUUGCAACAAAAGAGUGUCUUCGUCAGUUGAGAUCGGACAAUGGCUGGGAGGAAUUCUUUUGCAUAGUUGUUGAAUUUUGUGUGAAUCAUGACACUAAAAUUCCAGACAUGAAGGAAACUUGUAUCAUGCGUGGUGGCCGUGCACGGCAUCAGCCUGAUCAUUUCACUAAGGAGCAAUAUUUCCGAGUCGAGAUAUUCCGUGCAACUCUUGACAGCCAACUACAUGAAUUGGAUCGCAGGUUCAAUGAGAAGAUGAUGGAUCUUCUGUCCACCAGUGCCACAUUAAUUCCUAGAAAUAAAUUUAAAUCUUUUAAAGGUAGUGAUAUAUGUGAGUUGGUGAAGAAGUAUUACCCAGCAGAUUUUAGUCAACAAGACGUGUAUGGCUUGGAAAACCAACUAAAACUCUUUGUUCCUGAUGCUUCCAGUGAUGUAGAGUUGAAAAAUAUAUCAAUAUUGACUGACCUUUGCCAACUCCUUGUUGAGACUGGAAGAGAUAGAAUCUACCAUCUAAUUGACAGGCUACUUCGUCUACUUGUUACUUUUCCAGUUUCUAUAGCUAGUGCUGAACGAGCAUUUUCCAGUUUGAAGAUCAUCAAAACAAGGCUGCGUAAUACAAUGAAAGAUGAGAAUCUUGCCAAUAACUUGGUUGUUCACAUAGAGCGUGAAAUCGCAGAGAAAUACACGUUUGAGGACAUUUUAGCAGAAUUCAAAAGCAUAAGUGAUCGAAAAGCUGAUCUGUAGUACCACUCCUUUUGUAGUUCUUAGUUGGCUCACAGAAUGUCUUUGAGGUUUGAAGGCUGACUGGUACAAGUAGACAAGUCGUAUAUUUUGGUGUAAUUAGUCCUCUUAUGGAGUAUAUAUUGCUAAUCAUACAUGUAUUUUGCGAGCAAUAUAAGUAUAAAUUUGCCUGGA